AUGUCUAGGCUAAUUCUUGUCAUAGGUUUGGCAUUUCUGCUGAAUGUUCUGCUAGGUUCUUCCUACCAGUUGAUGUGCUACUACAACAAUGUGGCCAAGGCCAGGCCAGGAAUGGGCAGAUUCAGUCCUGCAGAUAUCGACCCCUGCUUGUGUACUCACCUCAUUUAUGCCUUUGCUGGGAUGAAGAACAACAGGAUCAUCCCCCAAAGGGUGGAUUUCUUGACUGACUAUCAAACUUUAAAUACACUAAAAAACAGGAACAUUGAGCUGAAAACUCUUCUGGCCAUUGGAGGCAGUGAUAUGGGACCUGCACCUUUUUCAUACAUGGUGUCCACUCCUGAGUUCCGUGAGACUUUUAUCAGUUCAGUUAUUGACUUCCUUCGCAAGUAUAGAUUUGAUGGGUUGAAUCUGGAUUGGCAAUACCCUGGGUCACCGGGGGGCUCUCCUGAGGACAAGCAUCUCUUCACUGUCCUGGUGCAGGAAAUGUAUGAAGCUUUUCAACAGGAAUCCAUGCAAAGCAGUAAGCCAAGGCUGAUGGUCACUGCUACAGUAGCUGGUAUAAUUUCCACCAUUGAUUCUGCCUAUGAGAUCCCCCAGCUGUCUCAGGUCUUGGACUACUUCCUUGUCAUGACUUAUAAUCUUCAUGACUAUAAAGAGAGAGUCACUGGAGAAAACAGUCCCCUCUACAAAUACCCAACUGACACUAACACCUUCUGUAAUGUGGAUUCCGUUAUGAACUACUGGAAGACAAAUGGGGCUGAAGCUGAGAAGCUUAUUGUUGGAUUCCCAACAUAUGCGCAGACCUUCUCCUUGACUGACUCCUCUAUCAAGGGAAUUGGUGCCCCAGCCUCAAGCCCUGGCCCUAAAGGCCCCUACACGCAAGAAAGUGGGAUCCUGGCCUAUUAUGAGGUUUGUGAUUUCCUGGCCAAAGGAGCUACUCAGGCCUGGGAUGAGCCUCAGGAUGUUCCCUAUGCAUAUCAUGAUGAUGAGUGGGUUGGGUAUGAUGAUGUCCACAGUUUCCUUAUCAAGGCCAACUGGCUUCAGCAGAACAAUUUUGGAGGUGCCAUGAUUUGGACCCUUGGGAUGGAUGACUUUACUGGCUCUUUCUGUAAACAAAGCAAAUUCCCUCUAACCUCUACACUGAAGAAAGCCCUCGGGGUGUAUAGUGAAAGUUGCAUGUAAUCUGUUUCAGAGACUCAUCAGCUAAAUCCUCCACUAGACAGUAAGAGUACAGGUUGGUAGGACAUCUCUGGGGCAGUGGAUCAUCUGUCUCCUGUGCCAAGAGAAUAAAAAUGCCUGCCUGUAUUGCCUGAAUGCAAUCUAAUCCUUGCAUAAAUCCCAAAUGGACUUUAUCCUCACUUUAUCUAUUAUGAGGAGACUAGGCAUGACCUUGUCUUUUCAGAUGUUUUCACUGUUCUGAAUUGAACAGCCUCCCUUGCUCCUUGCACAGCUACCUUGUUAAUCACUGCAUUGCUAAAAUAAAAUCAGCAUUCAAAA
Molecule: messenger RNA, 1497 nt
Organism: Grammomys surdaster
Lineage: Eukaryota; Metazoa; Chordata; Mammalia; Rodentia; Muridae
Product: acidic mammalian chitinase-like
Exons: 11
Coding region: 1-1182 (393 amino acids)
Biological process (GO): chitin catabolic process; carbohydrate metabolic process
Cellular component (GO): extracellular region
Molecular function (GO): chitin binding; chitinase activity
Source: RefSeq, a predicted model, not a curated record